AUUCAGUAUGGUGGAGUGUUUGAUAUUUCAGGAACACAGUCCCAAGUUAGGUUAAUUACCUGACAGUUUGGAUUUUGGUUUUAUUACAUUUAGUCUGCAAUACAAAUGACCUUUUUUCCUUAAUGACAUCUAUGCAUUUUGUUAAAUAUGGCUUUGAAUUUUUUUCUGUAGACAAAUGACACUGUUCAAAAACUUUUUUUAUAUAUUUAUUGUUAUGACUGGUCUCAAUGUUGACAUUUACACCUACUUUUUUAAAAAGGCCUGAGAUCCAUGUGUAAAAUGAAAAUUGUAUCUGUUCCUACAUUUUAUUGCUUCAAAAUUAUGCUUUUAAUGUGUGCUCAAGUGCAAAAAGCUCCAUGAUGUAAUAAUUUUAAAAUCUAAUCAUGAUUGUCUGUUCAGUUCUAUAUGCACCAUAAAUUUCAGUAAUUGUUUUAAAAACUCAAUUUUGUUUUCUUACAGCCACUUCUGUCUAUGGUAUGAGAUUCAAGGGUACACUUGUGGCUGAAAGACAGAGAACCAAAAUUCACUAUCCUUGUAAUCCCUCCAGUGAGCAGUCCUGGACAUUCUCUAUAAACAGACACUAAAAUCUAAUAGAAGUACUCUGACUAGGGGAUGCUUCUGUGGCAGUUAAUCUAACCUUGAUUAGACCUGAAUUUUAAUUAAUCUUCCUGUAUAGUUGCAGAAUGCCAGUCUUUGCUUCCCUAUGGAUUGUAUACAGAUACAUUUAUUCAUUACUAUAUUGAUUCCUUUGCUUCCUCCUGUAAAAAAAACUAAAAUAAAAAACCGUGUGCAGUUUGUCCAGAAAUUUCAGAUGAAUCUAUUGUAGCAUAGUAAUAAUCACUUUUUGAAGGCUUAUGUUCAUGAAUUUAUAGAUCAUUUCAGAUAAGUUAAAUACUUAUUACACAAAUAUCUUAUGCAGCAAUGCUUUAUCAAAAUAAGCAAGUGUUAUAAAUGCCAUCAAUUCUAAGCUAGAAUAGGAAAGUUGAAGGAUAAGUAGAUGCAAACAAUAUAUCAGCAUAUGUAUACGUUUUAUUUCAGAUCUCUUUGUAAUAUGAACAUACUUUCUCUGUUACUUUGGUUCAUGCUUAAAUAACUAUACAGAGUUGUGAGGUGAGGGCAGGUUGGUUUGGAAAUGUGGUUAAGGGAGUGAUGAAUAUUCCUUAGUACAAAAAAGAUACAUAAAGUAAAUAUGGCAUCUAGCAACUACAUAGGCAAUAAUAUUUCACUUAUUUUGACAACUAUAAUGCUUUUUAUAAUGCAGUUAGCUGAAAUAUUUAGCAAAUGAAAGUGUGUUGGGAAAUGGAUGAGUAACUUUCCAAGCUUCAGACUAACAAUAUAGCAUUGACCUUUACCAUAGUAUCUGAAUAUUCAUAUUCUGAAUGAAGAUGUCUGUCCUCUGUACAGGAAGUUUUGGGUUUGGGGGUAUUUUAAGUAUAAAUAUAAAUUUCUCCCUGUAGGACUGCCCCAGAAUUUGGAGGACUAGGAAUGAGAUAUUAGGAAGCUGAGAGUUGAGUGAUCUCAUGUACUAAGUCUUUGAAAGACUGUUGAAGUCAGCAAAAAAAAUGCUUGGGGUUUUUAAAACUUCAUUAUGUUAAUACAACAGCACAUUUAAAGAAAGUAUGAAUGGGCACAAUUUGAAUUUUGGCUGUGAAGCUGACAUCGUUAAAAUAAAAAAUGUUUUAUGAGUUAAAAAAGGAUUUUACAAAAUCUGACCCUAAAUAUUAUCCCUGUCCAUAACUUUUCUUAUUUUCCACACAAUAGGCAAAGUCAGGUAGAACUUGUAUCCCAAGUUUUAGAAUUGGCUACCUGUUUGCCAUAUCAUGUUUAUUCACUUCCAUAGAAUAACAUUUGAAGCUAUAACUCAAAUGUAAACUGUGGUUCUCAUCCAGAUGUUUAGCCCAAGAAUUAACUGCAAUAAUAUUCAUGAAGGGUAGUCUCUAAACUGCUCCACAGCUAACACUAAUGGACACCCUUCUUAGCCUCAGUAAAGAGGGUGCCAAAUGAAUAGACCUAGAAUCAGAAAUAUUCUUUUUUCCACCCUAAAUUGUAGUGGUGAAGUCAGGACUGAGACUCACUGAUGUGUGAGGGGGAUGUGCAAUGGCAAAAGCAGCAGCUUUUAUUCAUAAAGUGUCUUUUGUAGAGUCUAAGUAAGAAUGCAUAUUUAUAUGCUGGUAGUAAGACACAAAGGUGUUCCCUCUUUUUAUAUCUGCAUGUGAAAUGACUUAUGUGCACCAAUAUGGAGAUUAUACUGCAGCUCUGGGGCUUGGGGAGAGGUGUCUCUCCCCCAGCUGUGGAAGCUCUGGGGUUUGAGGUGAGACACCUCGCCCAGCUGCAGCCUUGAGCCUCUGCACAGGGGAAAUUAAGGACAUUGAAGUGCUACUGAGAGUUCACAAAUAUUAAACUAGCUAAAUACAGAGUGCACUCAAACAGUUUAAUCUUUUGAUUACAAGUACAAUUUAAGCUUAAUGUAACAGUAGAAGAUGCAGUGUUUUCAGAUUCUGAGACUACCCAAUAUUUUUUAGACUUAAAGGGGAAAAAAAGGUAACAGAAUUGAUGAUUCCAAAUUUGAAAGAAAAAAAAGUUUCGCCUUAGCAUUUUCAAUAUUUUUAAGUUUUGACGUGGCAUUGAUAUAGCAAGAGGAAACUAUUUUCUUGUGAACAUUCUGUCCUGUGCUUUGUACAGUCAGGGUGCCUGGGACCAGAACCCUAUUGUGUUGAAAGUACUUAAUGUCUAUAUAUCUAUGGAUGUAUGUAGAGUAAAAGAUUUUUCUUAUUCUGAUAGAAUGAAACGAGGAAGGAAAAAUAGUGAGAACAAAAACAGUUCAUUAGAGGAGAUUGGAGAAGAAUCUAAGAAACAGAAGAUUGCAGAUGAAGAAUCCACUAAAAUCUCUGAGAGUCCUGAUUGGGGUAAUCUCCUUCCAGACAUUAUUUUGCAGGUGUUUCAGUACUUGCCUCUUCUUGAUCGUGCUCAUGCAUCACAGGUCUGCCGAAGAUGGAAUCAGGUGUUUCAUAUGCCUGAUCUAUGGAGAUGUUUUGAGUUUGAACUGAAUCAACCAGCUACAUCUUAUCUGAGGGCUACACAUCCUGAGCUUAUCAAGCAAAUCAUUAAAAGGCAUUCCAAUCAUCUGCAAUAUGUUAGCUUCAAGGUGGACAGUAGCAAGGAAUCAGCAGAAGCAGCUUGUGAUAUUUUAUCACAACUUGUGAAUUGCUCUUUAAAAACACUUGGACUAAUUUCAACUGCUCGACCAAGCUUCAUGGAUUUACCUAAGUCACACUUUAUCUCUGCACUGACAGUGGUGUUUGUAAACUCCAAAUCCCUCUCUUCACUUAAAAUAGAUGAUACGCCAGUAGAUGAUCCAUCCCUCAAAGUACUAGUGGCUAAUAACAGUGAUACACUCAAACUGUUAAAAAUGAGCAGUUGUCCUCAUGUUUCUCCUGCAGGCAUCCUCUGUGUGGCUGACCAAUGUCAUGGUUUACGUGAGUUGGCACUGAACUACUAUCUCUUGAGUGAUGAGCUUCUGAUUGCUUUGUCUUCUGAGAAACAUGUCAGAUUAGAACACUUGCGCAUUGAUGUAGUCAGUGAGAAUCCUGGACAGACUCAUUUCCACACAAUUCAGAAAAGCAGCUGGGAUGCUUUCAUCAAGCAUUCUCCCAAAGUAAACUUAGUCAUGUACUUUUUCUUAUAUGAAGAGGAGUUUGACCCAUUUUUUCGUUACGAAACCCCUGUCACCCACCUUUACUUUGGGAGAUCAGUAAGCAAAGAUGUACUUGGUCGUGUUGGAAUGACAUGUCCUCGAUUAGUUGAACUGGUUGUGUGCGCCAAUGGCUUACGGCCACUAGAUGAAGAACUUAUUCGUAUUGCAGAACGUUGUAAAAAUCUGUCAGCUAUUGGCCUAGGGGAGUGUGAAGUCUCUUGCAGUGCCUUUGUUGAGUUUGUGAAGAUGUGUGGUGGCCGCCUCUCUCAACUCUCUAUAAUGGAGGAAGUCUUGAUUCCUGAUCAGAAGUACAGCUUGGAGCAGAUUCAUUGGGAAGUGUCAAAGCAUCUUGGUAGAGUCUGGUUCCCAGACAUGAUGCCCACGUGGUGAGGUCCUUAAAGACUCCAGGUCAUGUGAAAUAGCACCUUAAAUUUGAGACUACCAUAUUGCAAUUUAUCACAAGCAUAUUUAAUUUUUUUAUUGUAAUGUCAUUGUUUAUUAAAAAACCAGUCAUAUUUAGCACUAAUUUCUGAAAUCCAUAUUUUAUAUGCUUAAAUCUGGAUAUCCCAAAACCUCUGUCAUGCAAAUAACCUAAACAGAUUAGUUUUUUCUUACUUUUUGCCAUUGAUAAGACCCUAAAUGUGGGUACCUCUAGACUGCUUUCCUCUUCCGACCCUUUUUGUGGAAGAGGCUUUUUUUUGUUUUUUGCCAAAAAACGCAGUCUAGAUGCAGCUUUUUCAAGAACUUUUUCGAAAGAACCCAUAUGCCUCAAAAAAAUGAGGUUUACAGGUUUUCAAAAAAGGGCUUGUUUGCAAAAAAGCUGCAUCUAGACUGCAUUUUUUUGGAAAGUAGUCUAGAUGUAUAAAUGUUUUUAUUUUUACAUACAGGGUACAUUUAAAAGCUGUGGCUGCAAAAUAUUAGCUACAAAUUACAAUAUCUUAUUCCUGUUGCUUUAAUGUAGAUAUUAAGUGAACAUGACUGAUUUGUAUUGACUUAAAAAGGGAGAUGAGAUUGAAUGCUUUUACUGCAGACUAUAGCAGUUACCACGUGUUUAAGUUAUUUGAACUGCCUAAACUACAGAAUUUAAGAUUAUAUGCAGUACACUAUGAAACUCAUAUUAUAUAGUAGCAAAUUAAGAGGCAAAGGAAGUACUGUUUGGACACUUUAAAUUUGCUACUUAAUGUUUUUAAUUUCUAUUAGUAAUUUGCACACAAUGUAUUUAAUGAUUUAAUUAUGAGGGUUAUCAAAAGCUUUUUUUCCCUAUGCAGUUUUUCAUGUAAAACUGACAUUUUUGGGGUCUUCAGAGCCAUUCCUAAGUAUUAAUUAUAGCUCAGGAAACUGAAGCAUUCUGGAAGAAAUUGUAGAUACACAGUACUAUAUUUUGAUACUGAGCUUUUCUCAGUUUAAAACCAGUCUUGCAGAAUUUCAUUAGCUGGAAUAUUGCAUGUAAUUCUAGAUUUAAAAAAAGCUAAAAAUGUGCAAAGAAAUAUGUGAAGUAAUAAUGCCUAUUUUAAAUAAGCGAAUAGAGCAGAGUGAACACUACAUUUUUAAAAGGCUAAGGAGCCAUUUAACAAACUUGGAAGACCCAUUAACUGCUUACAAAUUUGAGAGCGAUGACUUUGUAACUAAAUCACCUAAACUAUAUAAAUUGCUAUUUUGUAAAUCUAUCUUCAGAAAUGUUCAUAUAUGAAGUGAAUGAUAGCUAUCAAUUUUUGUAUUCCUUUAUUUCAACUAGUUUCAGAUCAUUUCAUAUUAAACUCAGAGCAUCAAGCCUGUGUGAAAUAGAGCAAUAUUCAGAAAUUAGAUGUACAAUUUCACAAAAGCAAUGUUUAUUCAAUUGUUUUGAUCAAAGAAAAUGUUAGCCUAACUUUCCUGGUGGCAUGCUUCUCAUUUUUGGGUUGUACAGUUCUUGUAACUAAGUUUGUUUACUUCUAAUGUUCAUUGUGCUCCAAAUGUAUAGUUUGAGGGUAAACUGUAAAAUUUAUAAUGUUCAUAUUUAACUUUAUAAUGUUUUUGAACAAGCAUUGCUCAGUGGACUGACAUCUUAACAGUGAAGUUGUAUGUUUCUGUAGAGGUUUGUGUUUAAGAAUCAUUCUGAGUAGACAAUGUUUUGUAUUAAUGUUAAACUGUAGUACUAGAUUUGCUUUUAUUUGUACAAAGAUGACAAUAUACUUAGUCUUUGUAAAAGAAAUGUUAAGUUUGGUGUUUAA
Pelodiscus sinensis (Chinese soft-shelled turtle) is the source of this 5904-nucleotide messenger RNA. NCBI's taxonomy places the organism in Eukaryota, Metazoa, Chordata, Testudines, Trionychidae. The record is from RefSeq and is a predicted model, not a curated record.